UAGCUGUAGCCGAAGUCGCCGUUGUUUGUGAGAGUACCGAAAAAAGGAGGAAGAACAUCAUUUUGUGAGGCUGUUUCUUUGUUCAUGUUGUGCUCUGGUGUUCUAGAAGAGCUGUCGAAAGUCAUUUCUCACAGUGCAUUUAAGGUAUCGUGGAUACUUUAGUGAUGCUGUCAGUGUAUUAUUAGUCAGUUAGUAAACACCGAGAGACAAGAUGCAGAAGAAGGCGUGUUUGCUCGCUGUUGCAGCAGGUCUGUUUGUGGUGUGUUUCCCAGGUACGUGUUUCACGGCCGCCGUUCAUGAGGCGAGCAGAGAUGAGUUGGCUCAUGGAGAGGAAACGACUGCUGACACGGCAGGCAUUAUCGAGGCAUUCGUGGUACCCCAUAGUCAUAUGGAUGUCGGAUGGAUUUACACUGUUCAGGAGAGCAUGGUGGCUUAUGCAGCGAACGUUUACACCACAGUCGUAGCAAGUCUCAUCAAAGAUAAAUCUCGACGCUUCAUCUGCGUUGAACAAGAAUUCUUCAGAUUGUGGUGGACAACGGUUGCAAACAACACUCAAAAGAAUCAGACCCAACAGCUGGUUCAAUCUGGUCAGUUGGAGUUCAUCAUUGGAGGGCAAGUCAUGCAUGAUGAAGCAGUCACUGAGUACAGUGCCACCAUUCAACAGAUGACAGAGGGUCACUCUUUCAUCUAUGAGAACUUUGGAAAGCGCCCUCACUUCAGCUGGCACGUAGAUCCCUUUGGCGCAUCAUCAGCAACGCCCUCGCUGUUCGCAAUGAUGGGUUUUGAUGCGCACCUAAUAUCCCGGAUCGAUUACGACGUUAAGGACCAGAUGCAAAAGAGCAAAAGUUUACAGUUCGUUUGGCGUGGGUCGCCCUCGCUUGGUAGCAAACAGCAGAUCUUUACCCACGUCAUGGACCAGUAUAGCUAUUGUACUCCACCAGAUUUGCCUUUCUCAGAUAAGACCGGUUUCUACUGGAAUGGAUACGCCUUGUUUCCCAAACCACCAGUUGAUGGCGUUUAUCCUCAUAUGAGUUUGCCAGUCACAGAUCAAAACAUCAAACAGUACGCUGCUACCAUGGUCAACAGUAUCAAACAGCGUGCAGCCUGGUUCAAAACACCUCAACUUCUAUGGCCAUGGGGUUGUGACAAACAGUUCUUCAAUGCAGCAAUCCAGUUUGAGAACAUGGACAAACUCGUCUCCUAUAUUAACAAGAAUUCUAAGGGCCUCGGGGUUCACAUCCAGUAUGCAACACUUGGAGAAUACUUUGAAGCUAUCCAUAAAAUCAACACCACCUGGGCUGUGAGAGGAGAAGAAGACUUCUUGUCUUAUUCGUCCGCUGCUGACUCAGUCUGGACUGGGUUUUACACAUCUCGUGCUAAUCUAAAAGGAACAGCUCGACGCGCACAAUCAACUCUUCAUGCUGGUGAGACGCUGUUCAGUGUGUAUCUCAACAUGCCUGCAGUCAACCGUACUGUAGACGUUUCUGGAGCAUUGACAAAUCUGUCUUCGUUGCGUUGGGCUUCGGCCGAGGUCCAACAUCACGACGGAGUGACCGGCACAGAGAGCCCUAAGGUUGAGGCUAUGUAUGAAGAUCAUCUCCUCUCCGCCGAGACCAAGACUCUCAACUCAAUGAAGAUGAUGUUUAAGGAUCUCCUCAAGAAACCAGCAAUGGAUGGAACAGAUGCAGAGAACAUUCUUACAUCCUUAAACAAUGGGGAGGCAUUGGAUGUCGGACCUGACAAGCCCCUGGCUCCAAUACUUGUGUACAACCCACUAGGCUGGUCUGUCAAGAGACUGGUGCAAAUGAACAUUACCGACCCUAAUGUGACUGUCAUUGAUAUACAUGGGAGGCACAUUGGGAGCCAGGUUAAUCGUCCCAUAAGUCCAGGGGACCCAUACCAUCUUUUCUUUUAUGCCCAACUAUCACCGAUGAACUUUGACGUCUACUACAUCAAGUACCAGACCAAACCGGAUGAUACCAUUGCAACCAUGGGGAGGGUCGAAAGCCUUCCCACAAUCAAGCUCAACGUUGCAUCCAUGAAUGAUAAGAAUCGUACCCCCAAGAUGGCGUCUUAUAAGAACAUCAGUAACGACUGCUUCGAUGUGACGUAUGAUAUGAGCACUCAACUGCUGCACAGUAUCACGGACAAACACACUGGUAAAACCAUCCAAAUGCAACAGACAUUCAUGGAGUACUACUCAUACUAUGACGUUAUGUUUGGACAGACGUCAAACAACUAUGUGUUCCGCCCUCAGGGUUCGGCUCAUUCCGUCGGUGACAUGGUGAAGACGGAUAUAGUAACUGGUCCUUUUGUCAACGAAACCAGGCAAUCUAUCUACAAUAUGUAUGACUCUCAGAACAGUCGUUUCGUUGUUACUCUGCGACUCUUUAAAUUGCCGCACACUCACAACGAUGACAUCGUAUGCGGCCAUAUCGAGUUGGACUUCAAAGUUGGACCACUCACACCAAACAAAGAGCUUGUCUACAGGUUCGCCACCAAUAUCGAUUCUUCAAGCACCUUGUAUACCAAUGACAACGGCUUUCAAACUAUGACGCGCAAACUACGCACUAAAGUUCCAGAACCGGUUUCUCAAAACUACUAUCCACUGGUAAGCUCAGCUCACAUUGAGUCAGUGAAACAGGAUGUUCGUUUGACGGUCAUGUCAAAGAGAAGUCAUGGUGUGGCGAGUUUAAAGAACGGCCAGAUGGAGGUGAUGCUCCUUCGACGUCUUGUCACCAACUCCGGCUACGACGACAAAAACAACCUGACGUUGGAGCAGCCGCUUGUUGUCACGCCAACGCUCUGGUUUUUGCUUGGUAACCGCACGCACUCCAGCGAGCUUCAACGUCGUGCCUGGCUGCACUUGGAGAACCCACCGAUCGUCAUGGCUGUCAAUCAAACUCAGACAGCGUGGUAUAAAACAUGGAAAGCGAACAGAGCAAAACAAGUUCCAACAGUUGCAGAGCUCCAGGGUUUAUGGAAUGAGAACAUCAUAAGCAAACCCCUACCUACAAUCUUCCCCGACCUUCCUCCUAACGUCCACCUCUUGACAUUUAAGACCCCAGGCUGGACGUACAAUACCUCUCAUGAGGCACACCUUGAGGACAUCCAAGCUAACUUGGCAAAUGGAAUCUAUGAUAGCUCCAAAAAAUCUCCAAAUUUCAAACGAAUCUUAAUCCGUCUCCAACAUCUGUAUGAGAAAGACGAGCAUCCUAUCCUCUCUAAGCCAGUUACGGUGGAUCUUGUGAAAUUCUUGUCUCCGUUCAAUCAAUCUAUCGCUGAGAUUAGUGAGCGAAGUCUGUCGGCAAUCUGGCCCACUAACCAGGUCAAACGCUGGACUUGGAACACUAAAACGGGCGUAGAAAACGAUGAGGCUACCGACGAUUUCAAUCAAGAUGCUGUUUCUGUGGUACCGACUAAUGUGACGUUGAAUGCUCAAGAAAUCAAGACAUUCUUUGUUACCUUUGGAAAGAAAUAGAACUGAAUUUGACUCUACAAAUGUCUCAAAGAACCGUAGAAGACUCUAAAAUAAGGUCAGACCUCUGUUACCUUACACAUAGACUGUGCAAGUCUCGUUAAAGUUGUUUCCUUUACACGUUAAAGGAUUUGGGUACUUUUAACACAAAACACAA
Molecule: messenger RNA, 3635 nt
Organism: Asterias rubens (European starfish)
Lineage: Eukaryota; Metazoa; Echinodermata; Asteroidea; Forcipulatida; Asteriidae
Product: epididymis-specific alpha-mannosidase-like
Exons: 19
Coding region: 212-3481 (1089 amino acids)
Biological process (GO): mannose metabolic process
Cellular component (GO): lysosome
Molecular function (GO): alpha-mannosidase activity; carbohydrate binding
Source: RefSeq, a predicted model, not a curated record